Messenger RNA from Meyerozyma guilliermondii ATCC 6260, 756 nucleotides. RefSeq lists its product as uncharacterized. Bases 1 to 756 code for a protein of 251 amino acids. Lineage: Eukaryota; Fungi; Ascomycota; Pichiomycetes; Serinales; Debaryomycetaceae. The record is from RefSeq and is a predicted model, not a curated record. The transcript has a single exon.
AUGAUACUGAUUAAAACGGCAAUGAAAGUGACAGAACGCAUGAGGAGUGGGCGACGGAGGAUACAGGAAACGAGAAUCAAGUGUACUGCAGGUAAUGACUCGGAACGGUUGAUGUGCAGGAAUGGAGCUGACACUCAACCACUUCAGCUACUCUACCCACUGAAUCCUGUCACUCCACAAUCACUCACUGAACUCUGUCUUCACAGUCACAUCAUCUACACUUUUUCUUCUUCUCACCUUCACUUCCAAUUCUGUGCUUUUUCUUCUAUGGUCUAUGUACAUCAGAACGUCCGUUCUCCCUUUCUUUCCGCCUCGAGCUCGUCGCUGGCAUGGCGCUCCUUCGCCUCCAACCGCUCCAAAGCUUUCCGCUUGGCUAUGACUGUGCGGGCCUUUCGUUCUCCUCCAUUCUUCUUCUUUCCUCGUUUAUGUUCACGCAAAGGUUCCAAAUCAUUAACAAAUUUGUGUUUCCACCGAAGCAUAUAUUUUCUCGUGGACACGUCGAUGCCCAUCUCCUUCAUAUCUUUGGAACUCGUGGCUAAAAACUUAUCCAAAUUGCCUUCAAAUGAGUCCAAAUGUUCAUUGCAAUUGCGACCUAUAAGCUUGAAAAAUGUCUCGAGAUCAUGGACAUUUUCCUUUGUUCUCGUGGACGUGUUUGUCCUGAACACGGGCGCUGAGUAUGUAAACGUCCUCACCAAAAGAGGCGCUCGGAUAACGGGAGUGAAACAGGACCGGAGUACGGGAAACAUAAAGAGUUAG